AUGGCUUGGAUUGUACCUUUAACCGAAUCUCGUCAAACAUCAGAGCAAAGUCUGGCAGAGCGCCUCAAGCGCAUUGAGGAUGCUCUCUCUCACACACUUUCUAAUCAGAAGAACUCAGAAAACAGUGCAGCCAAGCCAUUGACUCCAACUUCACAAGCCACUGACCCCCACAAGAGUUCAGACCCUGGUACUGGAGACUCAACCAACGAUGCCCCUCAAAACUUGUCAUUCAACCGGCCAUCUUCUUCCUUUUUGAGAGCUACAGAUUCGAGAUCUGCAAGCGUGUCACAAGGUUCUCCGUUUAUAUCUCCAGCCCCAUCUCCUGCUGGCGGCUUCACCAGCUCUGUUUCCUAUGGCCAACUCCAUUAUGGUGGCUGUCACUUUGGCCACAUCAGUCAACACAAUGGACUCCCUCUGCUUUCAGAAGAGGGAAGACAAUGGAUAACUUCAAAGACUGGCCACGAAGUUAUUCUUAAUCCUGGCGCCACAGAUCACUCCAACCCCUCCCAAUCGCCUGCACCCCACGUUUACCAUGCCCAACGCGACUUAUACGAACUUCCUGAUAGAAGUAUCACCGAGAAGGCUUUUGACUCCUUUACUCAUUCCUCUUUCAGUUUGGUGUUUCCCGUUGUGGAACGGGUUCUGUUUAAGGAUACCAUUGAAUUAGCGUAUCAGCCUUACACAGGCAAUGUUCCUUCUUUGGAGCAUCUCAGUGCCAAAGUUGGGGUUUUGGCCUUCCUCUCAACGAUAGUACUCUUCCAAGACACAUUUGAAGACGCACCAAGUAUCGACACAGACUUAUGUGCCACAAAGGCACGUUAUCUCCUCACUGAUGUUCUGGAAAUAGCUAGUAUCAACAACCUCCAAAUAGUCUUCAUGCUGAACAUGCAUGAGAUAUUCUCUGGGCGCCUUCGAUCCGGUGCCAUGUUCCAUGCCAUUGCGUGCCGCAUGGUAUUCACGCUUGGAGGCCAUAUGUACAUAUCAUGCAAGUUGCGAAGCUCGCAGGUUACACGUUCAGAGAGGGAACGGCGCCAACUUCGCAUGCUGUUUUGGCUAUGCUAUAUCUUCGAUAAAGAUAUCGCUCUACGGACAGGUCAACCGCCCCUCAUGUCAGAUGAAUACUGCGAUCUCACCCUGCCGGAGACCUACUUCGACUGCUAUGAAUACCUUCCCAAGAUCGAUAGAAGCAUCCCCAAAGUUUCCUACGAAGAAGAGAGUCUAAUGCCUCAUCUCCCGUGUGACCCUCGCCUGAGCCAGCUCAAAGACAAAACUAGUCGUCUGCUGUAUUCGGCCCAGGCUGCUAAGAAGUCACAUGCUCAGCUCCUUUGCGACAUUCGAGAACUUGACGAAGAGCUCGAAGCAUGGAGGCAAUCUGUACCCCCUUCAUUCCGCCCUGCGCUCUCGAUCACCAAUGAGUCUCAAGUCGCUCUUCAAGGGAUGCAUCUUCCUCGCAGUAUGAGACACAUCACCCUUCAUUUGGACUAUCAUCAUCUCAUGAUCGCAAUCCAUCGAGCCAGUGGUAGGUGCAUGGAGCGUGAUCCUGGAAACUCCAACGACCAGCCCGAAUGGGUCCCUGGAGUCGAAUCGAGCAAUGCUCUUGCGCUGGAGGCUAGUCGGUCGACACUUUUGUAUUUGCGCGCAGCGAUGUGUGGAGUCGCUGGCGAAGCAUUCUGGGUUAUUGUCUUCUAUCCCACAGCAGCCAUGAUCACUCUCUUCUUCAACAUCUUGCUGUACCCACUCGAUGAGCGGGCUGAGCAAGACCUUGAGCUUCUCAAAGCAGCCGCUGAUCUGAUCAACAAUCUCCCAGUGCGGCGAUUGACCACUUCAGAAGUCUCGCAUAUGAAACUUAUCAAUGACUUUGUUGUUGAGCUAGUCCGCCUUGGAAGGAGUGCGAUCUGCAAAGCUACCAUGGAAAGGGAUCAUGAGCUCGACAGACAGUUGAUGAUUAUAGCCUAG
Messenger RNA from Fusarium tjaetaba, 1956 nucleotides. Its product is annotated as transcriptional activator Mut3p. The record is from RefSeq and is a predicted model, not a curated record. Gene Ontology annotation, molecular function: DNA binding; zinc ion binding. Lineage: Eukaryota; Fungi; Ascomycota; Sordariomycetes; Hypocreales; Nectriaceae. The transcript is spliced from 4 exons. Bases 1 to 1956 code for a protein of 651 amino acids. Gene Ontology annotation, biological process: DNA-templated transcription.